CCCAACCCCUCCCCUCUCAACAAAAAAAAAAAAAAAAAAAAACCUCUGCUGCUCUGCCCCCAAAAUUUUUCGAAUUCAAACCCGAAACUCUUCCAUUCUGUGCCUGUCUACGUUCAAAGAUUUGAAAUGGGUUUUGGAAUUCGAUACUGUUUUGGGUUGGAUGGGAUUAGAUAUUGAGAGUGAAACCCAGAUUCUAUAUUGAGUCUUCGUUUUUUUUCUAUUGAUUGACCAAAACUUGUCUCUGGGUAGUAGUAUUGAUUUUGCUCUCUCUUUCGAAUUUCCACUGUUUGGUUCAUCAUCUCGACUUCUGUUGAAUCUGCUUUGGUUUUGGAGAAAGUGAGCAGACGAAAAUUAAGCAUGGCCACAGCAAAAAGGAGUGGUGAAUCAAACAUUGAAACUCGGAUGGAAACAAGUCGAGAUUGUGACCUUGACAAGGGCAAGGAACGUGAUUUUUUUUUGGAGAGUUGUCAGUGGAAGCCGGUUUUUGACGAAGCUUCAAUGUCACAUAGACCUCUUAAGAAGAUCAAGAGCCCUGAACGUAGUCAUCAGCACCAAUCCUCUGCUUUUCCCCCUGAAUUUCAUAUCCCAUCUUCUCCUCCUCGUAGUUCAUCAGAUACAUCAUCAAUCACUUCUUGUUGUCCUUCUUCUUCCAGAAUAGUCUUUCCUUUUGCUUUUGAUGGGUCCCUGCCUCAGCAGCAGCAGCAACCUAUACAAUUUCCCCACCAAUUCCAGACCACAGGUCUGCAGCCUAUACAAUUUCCGCCAAGUACACAUGUUGUAGAGCAUCAGCAUCAGCAGCAGCAACAACAAAAUCAGCAGCAGAUGAUAUCGUUCGCAUCGCAGCAGCAACAAAUGAUAUCUUGGCGGCAGCAGCAGCAGCAGCAGCAACAGCAAAUGCUUCAGUAUUGGAGUGAUGCUUUGAAUUUGAGUCCAAGAGGAAGGAUGAUGAUGAUGAACAGGUUUGGAGGAGCUAAUAGUAGUGGUGGUAUUAGGCCAGCGGCGAUGCCUGUAAGUACUAGUAAGCUUUACAGGGGAGUAAGGCAAAGGCAUUGGGGCAAAUGGGUAGCUGAAAUUCGUCUUCCUCGAAACAGGACUCGCCUCUGGCUGGGCACCUUCGACACCGCUGAAGAUGCUGCCAUGGCUUAUGACCGUGAGGCUUUCAAGUUGAGAGGAGAGAAUGCUAGGCUUAAUUUCCCUGAGCUUUUCCUCAACAAAGACAAAGAUAAUAAUAAUGCUGCAGCUGUUUCCACAGCUCCAAGUUCAACCGAAACUGCUUCUGUGCCGACUCAACAAGUUUCAAAGCCAUCCAGGCACCAGGGUAAGCCGCAACUGAAAAACCUUGAUUUACAAUUACAGGUCCCAAUUUCAGAUAGGGAAACAAUUGCACCUCCACCAGCGCCAUAUUCACAUCCCCAGGAAGACGAUGACACUGGUGAAAGUGAUUUGGCCAAUGCCAGCCAGCAAUCUGAGGUUGAAAAUCAUGGCGAAGGAGGAGGGAUCAUUUCAGAUGCCCCAACACAGGAAAUGGCUUGGGGAGAAAUGGCAGAGGCUUGGAUGAAUGCAAUUCCACAAGGUUGGGGUCCUGGUAGUCCUGUCUGGGAUGAUUUAGAGUUGGACAUGACUUCCAACAAUCUUGUGCUGCAAUCUCAUGAUUAUCACCAUUUUACGGCCAAUAAUCCGAGCCGGCAUGAACUUCCUCAGCAGGAAGACAACUCUUGUUCUGCUUCAUCUUCAUAUCCCAUGCAGCCCUUCUUUUGGAAAGAUCAAGAUUGAAUUCAAACAACUGAUUCCCUUCUCUUCUCCCUUCCACUUCACAACACCAAACGACCUACUUGGGUUCUUCCCUUCACUUGUCACACCCUCACACGUAUGUCUUUUUCAUAUCUUCUAAUCACUACAAUUAGCCCACCUCUUAUUUCUCCUCCUACUCGAUCUAGUCCUUUUCAUUUCAAAUUCACAAACCACCUAUAUAUGAUCCUUCCCUUUGCAACCUUGUCAAUUUUUAGUACAAGUUACAAGGGAUGUUCUGACUUUCAAUUUCCACCUGCAUGUACACUAUUCUUCCUUCGUAGAGUAGAAGAAGCCGGAUACUGCUCAAAGGCUGCCUUUUUUUGCAGGCCUCUCAGCAAUGGCAAUCAGUAGGUUCAUGUGUGUUAUUAUUAGUAUAUUAGUCUUCAGAGUCAGAAUAUCUAGUUAGACUUGGGCAGACUCAUUUCAGUAUUCUGUAUCUAGUGUUGAACCCAUGCCGAGCUUGGAGACGGUUUUGUGAUCUCCUUCCAGUCGGUCUGGUUCUUCGUCCAUCGCCAGCUUCAUUUUUUAGCUCAGGGGAUGGAUUGGAAUCCAUUUAUAGUUAGAUUUUCUGCAUUUCGCAUUUAUAUCGUUAUGGUUAUGUUGCUUACUGUACUUAUGCCUGCUAUGACGUCUAUCACUUGUACUAAAAUUUCACUGUAUUUCAAUCAUCAUCGUAGUGAUCCUUCAAUUUCUAGUUUCUAA
Messenger RNA from Rosa rugosa (rugosa rose), 2493 nucleotides. RefSeq names its product ethylene-responsive transcription factor ERF053-like. Gene Ontology annotation, biological process: regulation of DNA-templated transcription. The coding region runs from base 358 to 1773 and encodes 471 amino acids. Gene Ontology annotation, molecular function: DNA binding; DNA-binding transcription factor activity. The record is from RefSeq and is a predicted model, not a curated record. NCBI's taxonomy places the organism in Eukaryota, Viridiplantae, Streptophyta, Magnoliopsida, Rosales, Rosaceae. The transcript has a single exon.